CUUGGCUUCAGUCUUGGUAACAGCUGCCCGAAACUUCCGUAUAAGUACGAUUUUUCACACAGAGAGAGAGAGAGAGAGAGAGAAAGGGAAAAGAGACAUUACCAUUACAUUACUAGUGUUGCCAUUACCCGCCGAUCUUUUCAAAGUAGAAAGAGAAGACGCACAGACGAAGAACCAAAGAUCCGAUCAGAUCUACUCAAAUCAAUCUCUCUCACUCCGUCGAUUCUCUCUCUAUAUCUAUAUUACGUAUAUAUAUCUACUACACCUUCAUCUCUUGUCGAUUAUAUUCGUUGUUCUAGCUAAAUAAAAAUCCAUUCUGUUUCUACUCCCUCUCUCUCUAUAUAGUUUUUGUUUGUAAAUCCACUCGGCCGAAUCGAUGUGCCAUUUCUAGGGUUUUUUAUGUGUCAAGUUAGGGUUUUUAUUUCAGGAGGGUGAGAUAUGUGUGAGAGAGAUCUUGAAUUAGGGUUUGCAAAGGCCUCACCUUUGGGGCUUUAAUUGCACAGUUUUUGUUGUGCGAGUGCAUGAAGAUUUGGUGUUGUUUAUGUUUCGGCGAGGAAAAGGAAGAAGAUAAUAAAGAGAUGAUGAGGAGGGAGGGCAUUUUUGGAAAAGAGAGUGAAGAAGGAAAGUCUGAGGAUAUGGAAAACGAUGAAUCUGGUAGGGGUAGAUUUUCAUUGGAGAGGUUUUCUGAGUUACGGCCAUUGGCGGAUGAUGUAGAUGGAGAGAGUGCUCACUCUCUUGGUGGUGAUGGUGCUGGAAGUUCGGAUCAGUUCGCCUCCGCCUCCGGUAGUGGUCAGGACAUGGUGGAGCUUAAUUUGGCUUUGGCUUUGGCUGGAGAGCCUUCGUCCUCGUCACCUGCAUUGGACGCAGAGAAUUUUCUUCGGGAUUCUCAUAGUAAACGUCCUAAAGUUCAUUCUUUUUCUCUAGACUGGGAUUGCCAUUUUGCAGCUGCUGCAUCUUCUGAUAUUGACAAUUAUAUUUUGCAUGGGAGGGACUACAAUAAUCUGGCUUCCUUUACCAGUGGUACACAUGGUCUUUCUCCAAUGUUAAAUGAUAGUGGUGAAGAGAAUCUCCUUGAUUCUAGCAAUAGGAGGGAAGAUGGUACUUCAAAAAUGGAAGAUUUAGAAGUUCGAAUGGAUCUUACUGACGACUUAUUGCAUAUGGUUUUCUCGUUCUUGGACCACAUCAAUCUUUGUCAAGCUGCUAGGGUCUGCAGGCAGUGGCGGGCAGCUAGUGCCCAUGAAGAUUUCUGGAGGUUUUUGAAUUUUGAGAAUAGGAACAUUACCGUACAACAAUUUGAGGAUAUGUGUCUCCGCUAUCCAAAUGCCACUGAAGUUAACAUUUGUGGUGCUCCUUCUAUUCACUCACUUGUUAUGAAAGCAGUUUCUUCAUUAAGAAAUCUCGAGGCUUUAACCUUGGGGAAAGGACAACUAGGGGAACCUUUUUUCCAAGCCCUAACAGAGUGCCAUAUGUUGAGAAGUUUGAUUGUUAAUGAUGCUGCUCUAGGCAACGGUAUUCAAGAGAUACCCAUAUACCACGAGAGAUUGCGGCAGCUUCAAAUUGUGAAGUGCCGUGUGCUUCGUAUCUCUAUCAGGUGCCCGCAGCUGGAAACCUUGUCUUUGAAGCGCAGUAGUAUGGCACAUGCUAUACUCAUCUGCCCUCUUUUGCGUGAUCUUGAUAUAGCUUCCUGCCAUAAGCUUUCAGAUGCUGCAAUUCGUUCAGCAGCAACAUCAUGCCAGCAUUUAGAGUCUUUAGAUAUGUCAAAUUGUUCGUGUGUUAGUGAUGAAACACUUCGUGAAAUAGCCCUAACUUGUGGUAAUCUCCAUGUUCUGAAUGCAUCCUACUGUCCAAACAUCUCUCUUGAGUCUGUAAGACUGCCAAUGUUGACAGUUCUCAAGCUUCACAGUUGCGACGGCAUAACUUCAGCUUCCAUGGCUGCAAUAUCUCAUAGUUACAUGUUGGAGGUUUUGGAACUUGAUAAUUGCAGCUUGUUGGCAUCAGUGUCCUUGGAGCUUCGACGUCUUCAGAACAUAAGACUCGUGCACUGUCGCAAGUUUGUUGAUUUAAAUUUACGAAGUCUCAUGCUGUCGUCUAUUACGGUGUCCAAUUGCCCUUCUCUCCAACGUAUCAACAUCACAUCAAAUUUGCUUCAAAAAUUAGUGUUGCAAAAGCAAGAAAGCUUAACAACAUUGGCAUUGCAAUGUCAGUGCUUGCAAGAAGUGGACCUUACAGAUUGUGAAUCUCUGACAAAUUCCAUAUGUGAAGUUUUUAGCGAUGGUGGUGGAUGCCCUGUGCUAAAAUCAUUAGUUCUUGAUAACUGUGGGAGCUUGACGGCUGUUGGAUUCUGCAGUACUUCUUUAGUUAGCCUUUCCCUUGUUGGUUGCCGGGCUAUUACUUCCCUUGAACUCAAAUGCCCUUAUCUUGAGCAUGUUUCUUUGGAUGGCUGUGAUCACCUCGAAAGAGCAUAUUUUUGUCCUGUUGGUCUUCAGUCACUGAAUUUGGGAAUAUGUCCCAAACUUAAUGUACUCCAUAUUGAAGCACCACGCUUGGUGUUACUUGAGUUGAAAGGAUGCGGUGUAUUAUCUGAAGCUUCCAUUGCUUGCCCUCUCUUAACGUCUCUGGAUGCUUCCUUUUGCAGCCAACUCAAGGAUGAUUGUCUGUCUGCAACAACUGCAUCAUGUCCUCUCAUUGAAUCAUUAAUAUUGAUGUCUUGCCCAUCUGUUGGUUCUGAUGGGCUCUUAUCUCUGCGAUGGCUUCCAAAUUUGACAUUGCUUGAUUUAUCCUACACUUUUUUGAUGAACUUGCAACCUGUUUUCGAGUCCUGUUUGAAGUUAAAGGUUUUGAAAUUGCAAGCAUGCAAAUAUCUCACUGAUUCAUCACUGGAGGCUCUUUACAAAGAAGGUGCCCUUCCCUCCCUUUGUGAGUUGGACUUGUCAUAUGGUACCCUCUGCCAGUCUGCCAUAGAGGAGUUACUUGCUUUCUGCACACAUCUAACUCAUUUGAGCUUGAAUGGAUGUGUGAAUAUGCACGACCUGAACUGGGGUUUUAGUGGAGAUCAGCUUUCUGAGCUGCCUAGCAUCUAUGGCUCAUCUGGCUCAUCUUCUCAAGAUGAUAUCCACGUGAUGCUUGAGCAGCCCAAUCGUUUGUUGCAAAAUCUCAACUGCGUUGGUUGCCCGAAUAUUAAGAAAGUUCUCAUUCCUCCAAUGGCACGUUGUUUGCACUUGUCAUCAUUAAAUGUUUCCCUGUCUGCAAAUUUGAAAGAAGUUGAUAUUGCUUGUAUUAAUUUGUGUUUUCUUAAUUUGAGCAAUUGUUGCUCCUUGGAAAUUUUAAAGCUCGAUUGUCCAAGGUUGACUAGCCUUUUUCUUCAGUCUUGCAACAUUGAUGAAGAAAUGGUUGAAGCUGCUGUAUCACAAUGUACCAUGCUGGAGACUCUUGACGUCCGCUUUUGUCCAAAGAUUGGUGCAAAACAACUAUUGAUUUACCUUCGUACUCUAGUCAAUUGUAAGUAUUUUUGUUGUUUAGAAUUUUGUAAAUAUUUAUUUUAGAAAUAUUCUCUCCAACUAAUAGAUAUGCUCGGUGAGCAUGGGAAGGUUACGUUCAGCAUGCCCCGGUUUGAAGCGCAUCUUCAGCAGCCUGUCACCCACAUGAUACAUCCGCGUAAUCGUUGUCUUUCUUUGAGUGCUUGUAUGCUUUAGUUGCACGAGGUAGCUAGCAUGAGGCCCUCUAAUGUAUUUGUAAAUGUCCAGUCGUCAGUUUGUUGCUAUUAUAUUUGGUUGUAAUGUUUACUUCACGUUGUUCUUCUGAUUUGAGCGAAACAAUAAGCCUUGUUCUUUAUAUAUUAAUCAUUAUUGUUUGUCCAUCA
Messenger RNA from Cornus florida, 3859 nucleotides. RefSeq names its product F-box/LRR-repeat protein 15. Gene Ontology annotation, molecular function: protein binding. NCBI's taxonomy places the organism in Eukaryota, Viridiplantae, Streptophyta, Magnoliopsida, Cornales, Cornaceae. The record is from RefSeq and is a predicted model, not a curated record. The transcript is spliced from 17 exons. Bases 522 to 3542 code for a protein of 1006 amino acids.